Molecule: messenger RNA, 6903 nt
Organism: Capra hircus (goat)
Lineage: Eukaryota; Metazoa; Chordata; Mammalia; Artiodactyla; Bovidae
Gene: WNK2
Product: WNK lysine deficient protein kinase 2
Biological process (GO): negative regulation of sodium ion transport; positive regulation of potassium ion import across plasma membrane; positive regulation of sodium ion transmembrane transporter activity
Cellular component (GO): cytosol; cytoplasm
Molecular function (GO): protein serine/threonine kinase activity; chloride channel inhibitor activity; ATP binding
Source: RefSeq, a predicted model, not a curated record
GAGCGCAGCCGCGCGGAGCCGGAGCAGCACGCGGGAGCGCGGCCCCGGCGCCGGCCGGCCAGAGGGAGUAGCGUCGCGCCCUGGUGCCGAGGGUGACCCGGGCCUGGAGCGCGGACCCGGGCCCUGAAAGCUACCCAGACCGAGCGCGGAUCACGGCCCUGAGAGCGGCCUCGCUCGACCCUGCUGCCGGGCCGCGGGCAUGGACGGCGCCCGUUCGCCCUAGAUGGACGACGAUGGCGGCCGCCGAAACGCCCCGGGCGCACUGAUGGAGGCCGGGCGCGGUGCGGGGCCCGCGGGCAUGGCGGAGCCCGCGGCAGUGCCGCGGGUGCGGGCGGCGCGGCCGGGGCCCCAGCGCUUCCUGCGGCGCAGCGUGGUGGAGUCUGAUCAGGAGGAGCCGCCGGGCCUGGAGGCUGCCGAGGCGCCGGGCGCGCAGCCCCCGCAGCCGCUGCAGCGCAGGGUGCUGCUGCUAUGCAAGACGCGCCGCCUCAUCGCCGAGCGCGCCCGAGGUCGCCCGGCCGCCCCGGCGCCCGCCGCGCCUGCUGCGCCGCCGAGCAACCUUGCCGACCCCGGCCUGGAGCCGGCGGGAGCGCAGGAACCCGGCCCGGACCCCGCGCCCGCUCCCGUGCCCGCCCCCGACGGCGGUCCCCGAGAGGAGACAGCGGCCACGAGGAAGGAGGACACGGGGGCUCCCGAGGCCAGGCCGGAGCUCGGGCGCGCACGCCGGGAGGAGCCCGAGGAGGAGGAAGACGACGAGGACGACCUGAAGGCUGUGGCCACCUCCCUGGAUGGCCGGUUCCUCAAGUUUGACAUUGAGCUUGGCCGCGGCUCUUUCAAGACGGUCUAUAAGGGGCUGGAUACGGAGACCUGGGUGGAGGUAGCCUGGUGCGAGCUGCAGGACCGGAAGCUCACCAAACUGGAGAGGCAGCGGUUCAAGGAGGAGGCCGAGAUGCUGAAGGGCCUGCAGCAUCCCAACAUUGUGCGCUUCUAUGACUUCUGGGAGUCCAGUGCCAGGGGGAAGCGGUGCAUCGUGCUGGUGACCGAACUGAUGACCUCGGGGACACUGAAGACGUAUCUGAAGCGGUUCAAGGUGAUGAAGCCCAAGGUUCUACGUAGCUGGUGCCGGCAGAUCCUGAAGGGCCUGCUGUUCCUGCACACCAGGACGCCCCCCAUCAUCCACCGGGACCUCAAGUGUGACAACAUCUUUAUCACUGGGCCCACAGGGUCUGUGAAGAUCGGCGACUUGGGCCUGGCCACCCUCAAGAGAGCAUCCUUUGCUAAAAGCGUGAUAGGUACCCCCGAGUUCAUGGCACCAGAGAUGUACGAGGAGCACUACGAUGAGUCCGUGGACGUGUAUGCCUUCGGGAUGUGCAUGCUGGAGAUGGCCACCUCGGAGUACCCCUACUCAGAGUGCCAGAAUGCCGCCCAGAUCUACAGGAAGGUCACCUGUGGCAUCAAGCCAGCCAGCUUUGAGAAAGUGCACGAUCCUGAAAUCAAGGAGAUUAUUGGGGAGUGUAUCUGCAAAAACAAGGAAGAAAGGUAUGAGAUCAAGGACCUGCUCAGCCACGCCUUCUUCGCGGAGGACACAGGUGUGAGGGUGGAGCUGGCCGAGGAGGACCAUGGCAGGAAGUCCACCAUUGCCCUGCGGCUCUGGGUUGAGGACCCUAAGAAACUGAAGGGCAAGCCCAAGGACAACGGGGCCAUAGAGUUCACCUUCGACCUGGAGAGGGAGACGCCAGAUGACGUGGCACAGGAAAUGAUUGAGUCAGGAUUUUUCCAUGAGAGUGACGUGAAGAUUGUGGCCAAGUCCAUCCGUGACCGUGUGGCACUGAUCCAGUGGCGGCGAAAGAGGAUCUGGCCAGCGCUGCAGCCCCAGGAGCAGCGGGAGCUCGGCAGUCCUGACAAGGCCAGGGGCCCACCCACGCCCCUGCAGGUCCAGGUGACCUACCACUCGCAGGCCGGGCUGCCAGAGUCCGAGGAGCCCGAGGCCGACCAGCACCUCCUCACCCCUGCGCUGCCGGCCAGCGCCACCUCCCUGGCCUCGGAUAGCACGUUCGACAGUGGCCAGGGCUCCACGGUGUAUUCAGACUCGCAGAGUAGCCAGCAGAGUGUUGUGCUGGGGUCACUGGCAGACGGAGCGCCACCCCCCUCCCAGUGUGUGUGCAGCCCCCCUGUGAGCGUGAGUGAUGGGCCUGUCCUGCCACAUAGCCUGCCCUCCCUGGGGGCCUACCAGCAGCCUGCCACGCCUGGCCUGUCGGUGGGCUCUGUCCCACCCACCGCCCGCCCUCCGCUCCCACAGCAGCCUUUCCCAGAGCCAGCCAUGAGCUUCGCCCCUGUACUACCACCGCCCAGUGCCCCUGUGCCGACAGGCCCAGGCCAGCCCACAGCCCCUGCCCACCAGCCUUCUCUCCUGACCCAGCCGGUACCCUUGCCGCAGGUCCUGGCUCCACAACCCGUGGGCCCUCUGCAGCCAGCGCCCUCCCACCUGCCUCCGUACCUGGCUCCAACCUCUCAGGUGGUGGCCCCUGCUCAGCUGAAGCCCCUCCAGAUGCCUCCAGCGCCCCUGCAGCCACUUGCUCAAAUCCCCCCGCAGAUGCCUCCACUUCCUGUUGUCCCCCCCAUCGCUCCGCUGGCCACAGUUGACAGCCUCCCCACAGCCCUUCCUGACCUGCCAGCCACCAGUGGGCCCACCGUGCCUCCCCCGUCUCAGUAUUUCUCUCCAGCUGUCAUCUUGCCAAGCCUCCCACUCAGUGCCACCACUGCUCCCCUGCCUGCUUCGCCGGCUCUGCCUCUGCAGACAGUCAAGCUGCCUCACCCUGCUGGGGCACCGCUGGCUGUGCCAUGCCGGACCAUUGUGCCAAAUGUGGCGGCGACUGCCACCGCCAUCCCUCUGCUGGCUGUGGCCCCACAGGGUGUGGCCACCCUGUCCAUUCACCCCACUGUGGCCCAACUCCCGGCGCAGCCCGUGUACCCAGCAGCCUUUCCGCAGAUGGUGCCCAGCGACGUCCCGCCUUCUCCCCUCCACACAGCGCAGAGUGUGCAGGCUGCCGCUCCCCAGCCGACACCCCCCGUGCUGCCACAGCCCCACCAGCCGAGUGUUGCCCGCCUCCCGGAGCAGGCUGCUCCGGCUGCCAGUGCUGGAAGCCAGAUCCUGCUUGGCCACCCGCCUACAUAUGCUGUGGAUGUCACCACCCAGGUCGCCACAGUGCCCGCGCCUGCCGCCGUUCUCUCCCCACCUCUGCCAGAAGUGCUGUUGCCUCCUGCCCCCGAGCUCCUGCCUCAGCUCCCCGGCUCUCUGGCCCCCACAGUGAUGGCGGCUCCUCAGAGCGUGCCUGUCCAGACCGCUGCUUUCCUGCCGCCUGCUAACUUGCCGCUGCCCAGUGGGCCUGGGAUCCCUGGUCCCUGCCCGACCGUUCAGCUGACGGUGGAGCCAGCCCCCGAGGAGCAGGCCUCGCAGGACAAGCAGCCCAGCCUCCCUCAGAGCUGUGAGAGCUAUGGAGGCUCUGACGUCCCUUCUGGAAGAGAGAUGAGUGACAGCUGCGAAGGUGCAUUUGGUGGGGGAAAGCUGGAAGGCAAGGCCGCCCGGAAACAUCACCGCAGGUCCACGCGUGUGCGUUCCCGCCAGGAGAGGGCCAGUCGGCCCCGACUGACCAUCCUGAAUGUGUGCAACACGGGUGACAAGAUGGUGGAGUGCCAGUUGGAGACGCACAACCACAAGAUGGUGACAUUCAAGUUUGACCUGGAUGGGGAUGCGCCUGACGAGAUCGCUACCUACAUGGUAGAGCACGACUUCAUCCUGCAGGCCGAGCGGGAGACGUUCAUUGAGCAGAUGAAGGAUGUCAUGGACAAGGCAGAGGAUAUGCUCAGUGAGGACACGGAUGUGGACCGUGCCUCCGACCCCGGGGUGAGCCCGCCACACCUCAGCACCUGUGGCCUGGGUGCUGGGGAGGAGAAUCGCCAAUCCCAAGCAAACGCCCCAGUGUACCAGCAAAAUGUCCUGCACACUGGGAAGAGGUGGUUCAUCAUCUGUCCGGUGGCCGAGCACCCAGCAGUAGAGGCCCCCGAAUCUUCACCCCCACUUCCUCUGAGCUCCCUGCAGCCAGACACCAGCCAAGAUUCAGCACCCUCUAAAGACCAGCUAUCCUCCAAGGAGAAACCCAGCUUCUCAACUGAUCUGCAGCUUCUGAGCCAAGCAGGCCCCAGGGACCUUCCUGGUGGUGCACCAGCCCCUUUGGUGCCGUCAUCCCCUCCCGUGACUGCUCUGUCCCAAGACAUGGCCCCACCAGCUGCCAGUCCUAAGCUGGAGCCAGCAUCGGGGCCUGCCAUGCAGGCAGGGGGCCCAGGAACCCCUCAGGGGCCGGCCAGUGAGCAUAAGACUCCCUGGCCACUAAUGGAGACUCUUGAUGCUCAUCUUGUUGCACAGUCCCCUGACAUGGGCCGAGGGCCUUGUGCCCCACCUUUGGAGGCCCCCCUUCACCCCAUGGGUCUGGGGGAUCCUGCCUUAGCCAGAGAGCCCAUCACCAAGGGGGAGCCCCUGUCAGCUUUGGCCCCCACAUCUGCUGCCCCUGGUGGGGCCCCUCAGCCCACUGUGAGCCAGCCCCUUCCCCCACUCCCCACUGUGGUAGGAGCAAUCAGUCUGGCCACUCCCCAGCUCCCCAGUCCCCCACUGGCACCCACCGCCCCUCCUCAGCCACCUUCAGCCUUGGAGUCAGAUGGAGAAGGGCCGCCCCCAAGGGUGGGCUUUGUGGACAGCACCAUCAAGAGCCUGGACGAGAAGCUGAGGACUCUGCUCUACCAGGAGCACGUGCCCACCUCCUCAGCCUCGGCCGGGACCCCUGUGGAGGCAGGUGACCGAGACAUCACCCUGGAACUCCCAAGAGGGGAUGAGCCCCGUACAGAGGCCUCUGGGGGCAGUCUGGCCCUGCUGCCCCAGCCUGCGUUGGAAAAGUCAGAAAUGGCCCCUGGAUUAGAGGUCACACUGGAGCAGUCCGUGUCCUCGUCAGUGACAGCUGAAUCAUCUUUGAGCCACACGCUUGGCCGUGAGGGAGCACAGGUGGCCUCAGAUUUGCUCGCAGCACCCAGUGCCCCCCAGGAUGUCCCUGCUUCUGCCAUCCCUGCCCAUCUGGAGCCCACAGACCGGACCAGCAGGGUCCCUGGGGAAACCUUGGCCGAGUCCAUGCAGAGCUGCCCGGGGACGUUGAUUGAGGGUGGCAAGGACAGCCAACCCCAGCCUCACAGCACUCUGGUAUCAGGAUCCCCUCCGAAGUGGCCAGGGCAGCAGGAUGGCAGCUCGCCAGCCAAAACCGUGGGCCGGUUCUCAGUGGUCAGCACCCAGGAUGAGUGGACUCUGGCCUCCCCCAAUAGCCUGCGGUACUCAGCCCCACCUGACGUUUACCUGGACGAGGUUCCCUGCAGCCCAGACAUGAAGCUGGCUGUGCGGCGGGCACAGACGGCCUCCUCCAUCGAGGUCGGCAUGGAAGAGCCCAUGUCCAGUGACUCUGGGGACGAGUCCCCUCGCAGGAGGCCUUCUGUGCAGCAGCAUGCCUCCCUGCCCAGCAGCAGUGGUGGUGUAGCCAGUGACUUUGUGAAGAAGGCCGCUGCCUUCCUGCAGAGGUCCUCUCGGGCUGGCUCCCCAGGCCUGGAGACACCCAGCAGGAUGGGCGUGAAGGUCCCCACCAUCAGCGUGACCUCCUUCCACUCCCAGUCAUCCUACAUCAGCAGUGACAACGACUCAGAGAUUGAGGAUGCUGAUAUCAGGAAAGAGCUGCAGAGUCUUCGAGAGAAGCAUCUGAAGGAGAUCUCAGAGCUACAAAGUCAGCAGAAACAGGAGAUUGAGGCCCUGUACCGCCGCCUAGGCAAGCCGCUACCCCCCAACUUAGGCCUCUUCCACACGGCCCCACCCAUCGGCCGCCGGAGAAAGACCAGCAAGAGCAAGCUGAAGGCGGGGAAGUUGCUGAGCCCCCUGGUGCAGCAGCUCAAGGUCGUGGCCUCCAGCACAGGUCACUUGUCAGACUGCAGCAGAGCCCCUCCUGCUAAGGACCCUGCCCAAGCUGGGGCAGGGCCCACAGCAGCUUCAGACCCAUGUGGGAAGGCAGUUCAGACUCAGCAGCCUUGCUCCGUGCGGGCCUCCCUGUCUGCAGACAUCUGCUCCGGCUUGGCCAGUGAUGGAGGCGGAGCGCAUGGCCCAGGCUGGACGGUUUACCACCCAACGUCUGAGAGAGUGACCUAUAAGUCUAGUAGCAAACCUCGCGCUCGAUUCCUCAGUGGACCCGUGUCUGUGUCCAUCUGGUCUGCCUUGAAGCGUCUCUGUCUAGGCAAAGAGCACAGCAGUCGGUCCUCCACCAGCAGCCUGGUCCCGGGCCCUGAGCCGGGCCCCCAACCUGCCCUGCACAUCCAGGCGCAGGUGAACAACAGCAACAACAAGAAAGGCACCUACGACGACCUGCACAAGCUGGUGGACGAGUGGACAAGCAAGACGGUUGGGACCACACAACUAAAGCCGUCACUCAACCAGUUGAAGCAGACGCAGAAAUUGCAUGACAUGGAAGCCACAGCAGGCUGGCCCCUGGCCUCUGGCGAGGCACGGGCUAUGAACACCUCUCGAACAGCAAUGGGGAUGCCAUGUCUGGCCCCGGUACCCAGCCCUGUACCCACCGUGGUCAUUCCUGGAGCUGCCUCAGCCCUUCCUGUGCCCAUGCCAGAUUCUGAAAGUGAGAAGCCCGACUGAGCCCAGGCAGGCCGACCCAGACCCAGACGCCAGGCCCUGUGUCAUCUCACGCAGAGAAGGCGAGCCCACGCCUCGUGUCCGGUUCACGAUGUUUUGUAAUCACUUUCUAAGCAUUUUUUAUUCACAAUUGGAAACACAAAUGUAAGCAAGAAUAAAAAAAUAUUUUGGGGGAAACAGGA